GUUUUUUGAAAAAUACUUAUGAAUUAUAAUAGCUUAUAACAUCAUUGUAUUAUUUAUCAAAGUCCAAUAUUUGAACUCACUAUAUAAGUAAAUUAUUCUUUGUUGAUCUAUUGAAUGUAGACGCAUUCACUGAUGACUGAUUUAAAUAUGUUCGGCUCUGUGUUGUGUAUCGCUGCAUUGUUAACUCUCAUUGAAGCACAUGUUUCAGUGAAGAAAAGUGAAAGAAUUGAACCACUCUCCGAUGAAAUGAUCUCGUAUAUCAAUCAACAUCCAGACGCUGGAUGGAAAGCUGAGAAAAGCACACGUUUCCUAUCAUUGGAUGAUGCACGUAUGAUGAUGGGUGCAAGAAAAGAGGAUCCAGUGUUGCGAAACAAGAAACGUCCAACAGUCGAUCAUAGUGAUUGGAAUGUGGAAAUUCCAUCGAGUUUCGACUCACGAAAGAAAUGGCCCCGUUGUAAGAGUAUCUCGAUGAUACGCGAUCAGUCACGAUGUGGAUCGUGUUGGGCAUUUGGAGCAGUAGAAGCAAUGAGUGAUCGUAUCUGUAUACAAACACAUGGAAAACAAUCUGUGGAACUGAGUGCUCUUGACCUAAUAAGCUGUUGUCCUGACUGUGGAUUUGGUUGUAAUGGUGGUUUCCCUGGUGCUGCUUGGGAUUUUUGGGUGGAAACAGGUAUUGUCACUGGUAGUUCUAAAGAGAAUCACACUGGCUGUCAACCAUAUCCAUUCCCUAAAUGUGAACAUCAUAGUAAAGGAAAAUAUCCUGCAUGUGGUACGAAAAUCUACAAAACUCCUCAAUGUAAACACACUUGUCAGAAAAGUUAUAAAAUCUCUUACAUGAAAGAUAAACAUCGUGGUAAAUCCUCUUACAAUGUUCUUUCUAACGAAAAAGCUAUUCAAAAAGAAAUUAUGAAAUAUGGACCAGUCGAAGCAGCAUUUGCUGUUUAUGAAGAUUUUUUAAGUUAUAAAUCUGGAAUUUAUAAAUAUAUGACUGGACAAGAAGUUGGCGGACAUGCUAUUCGUAUAGUUGGUUGGGGUGUUGAAAAGAACACCCCAUAUUGGUUGAUUGCUAAUUCAUGGAAUGAAGAUUGGGGUGAGAAUGGUUAUUUCCGUAUAGUACGUGGACGUGAUGAAUGUGGCAUUGAAUCUGAAGUAACAGCUGGACGCGUCAAAUAAUCAUCUGUGAUAUUUUCCUUCUAAAUAUCAUUAUACAAUGUGAUAUAAGAAAUAAAUAAAAUAUUUUAAAUGUAUACUGAAUACUUCUCAUCAUUAUUACAAUUGUUUUUACUUUAUCAAUUAACUGUAUUUGAAUUUUUCUUC
Schistosoma turkestanicum is the source of this 1317-nucleotide messenger RNA. The record is from the annotation of a GenBank genome assembly. NCBI's taxonomy places the organism in Eukaryota, Metazoa, Platyhelminthes, Trematoda, Strigeidida, Schistosomatidae.